This is a messenger RNA of Penicillium canariense, 2235 nucleotides long. Its product is annotated as Pet127 family protein. Gene Ontology annotation, biological process: mitochondrial RNA 5'-end processing. The coding region runs from base 1 to 2235 and encodes 744 amino acids. NCBI's taxonomy places the organism in Eukaryota, Fungi, Ascomycota, Eurotiomycetes, Eurotiales, Aspergillaceae. The transcript has 4 exons. Gene Ontology annotation, cellular component: mitochondrial envelope; mitochondrion. The record is from RefSeq and is a predicted model, not a curated record.
AUGUUUCGGGUGUCACUCCGGUCUGUAUCAGACCCUUUCCGCGACCAUGUCUGCUUUUCCUGCUUAGCGCGCCGAUUCGCCGCGCCGAUAAAUUUGCGUCGAUUUCACCGCAUCCCUGCGCUGCGGACCCAAUUCGAGAGUGAGAAUGGAAGAAAUAAUGCAAUCAACACGUCGGCCAUUACACCGACGGCUCACCGGGAGCACGAACCGUCUAGUCAGAACGUCCCCGAACAGACCGAGCAAGUCAACGAAUCCAGCGAUCGAGAUCAAUUGAAUACAUCGACAUCAAGCUCAGAGCAGCUUGAACUCGAGAGGGCUGCGGCGAGGCGACAGAAGCGCGCUGCAAAACAACGGGAGAAGCGGCGCUCGAAGGCAAAAGAAGCAAGCGAAGCAGAUUCGAAAACUCGGGAUGACGAAACAGUGGCCAAAAGCAGUUCGCAUUCUGCGAGCAAGCGCAGGGCUGCAAUGUACAAAGUAAAUCAGAUUCUCGAUGAAAAGACACCGAAAAAGAGGGGAUCCAAGGGGAAACUGUCCCAUGUUGCGAACUUCAUAAACGAGAAACACACCGGAACGAUUGACUCGGAGAGCCACCAGCUAAAAGCCUUGGACGUUCCCAUGGCUCCUGUGCCUGGUCUAUCAUUCGGUCUCGAUCGAGUAUUAUUCAACCCCGGUGUUUACCAACUGCGAGACCCUCGGUCCCGUGUCUACAACUUCGACCCUUACCUAGGCCAAAUCAUGCCCGUCACGGAAUUCGACUUCAAUGCCUUGAAGGAGUACAUCACUUCGUCCAAAGACGACACGUUGCGCAAACACGCCAUCCAAGAAAAGAAGAAGUACAGCGGCUCAUCUUCUAGUAUGACUUCUGUACUUUCACAAUUCCACUAUCUCCUCUCUGCCUGGAGAGGCAUCGACACGCGCACACUCUCCCAGGGCUUCCCUGAUAAGCUGCGUACCUUUACUCGCCUUCUUCGGUCACCGGCUGCCAUGUUUCUGCACUACCAGGAUGGAGUCUAUGCCAUCGAUGCAGACAAGGAGUUCGACUCGGCUAAUAUCCUGAUGAAUCUGGGAAAAUCAAUGGAGAAACUGCUUACCAUGCCCAAGGAGGACUUCGAACGCUACCGUCGGUCUAGUGAUAACAAGAUCUCGCCCGAGGAAGAACAGGCGAUUCCCGAAUCAUAUCACUACUCCACCUAUGGAGAUUUCAUUAUGCGGUCCCAAUUGGAUGCCUAUGAUCCUCGCCUCCCUGGAACCGGCAUGUUUGAUCUGAAGACUCGUGCCGUGGUCUCGAUUCGCAUGGACGCGAAGAAUUUCGAGCACGGUCUUGGUUACGAAAUCAAGACCCGUUUUGGCGCCUUCGAGUCAUACGAGCGUGAGUUCUACGACAUGAUUCGCGCCGCUUUCCUCAAGUACUCUCUCCAAGUGCGUAUCGGCCGCAUGGACGGUAUCUUUGUGGCAUUCCACAACAUCGAGCGCAUUUUCGGGUUCCAGUACGUCAGCUUGCCGGAAAUGGACCAGACUCUGCAUGGAACGUCGGAUACUGCGCUAGGUGAUACCGAGUUUGAACUGAGUCUAGGGUUGUGGAAUGAAGUCCUGAACAAAGCAACGGCGAAAUACCCGGAGCAGUCUCUGCGGUUCCACUUCGAGACUCGAGACGCUGUGACGCCAUUCAUGUACAUUUUUGUCGAGCCCGUUACGAAGGAGGACAUUAGCGCCAUCCAAAACUCGAAGAAGGCCGAGAUCGAUGCGUACCAGCAGCGCCUUCUCAAUCUCAAACCAAGCGAGGAUGACAGUGAUCUUGAUUCCCCUCAAGUUGAAGAUGCAGCAGAAGCAUCUGCUGCCGAGUCUUCUGCUGAGGCUGAGGCGGAGGCGGAGGCUGAGCCAAAGGGAGAACUCCUCGCCAUGGCCUUGACCAUUCGGAACAAGAUCAACGGCGAAUACGUCGACCGACCCACGGAAGAUUUCAAGACUGGCGAUAAGUGGAACGUUGAGUACGAGUUAAGUGAGCUGUCGCCCGCACAAGGUCAUGUUCUAUACAAGAUGUGCAAGACUCGCCGGAUGAAGAGUCUUGAAGGCCGAGGGGAGGAUGAGCUCGAGGUUGCAAGUAACGUGUACAUCCGCCGGCUGCGGCAGAUCAGCAAGGAGGGACGCAAGCACCGUGAGCGUGAAAACGAGAUUGAUAAGGAAGAGGGCAUUAUUGUCUUGGAAGAUGGCGUGAAGGAAGGCGGUGGGAACUGA